AGUGGAAGAGAACGCCGGAGGGUUACCGGAAAUAAACACGCAGCUGUAUAACCCAUCAUGUGUACGGGCUGUAGUUGUAACGGAUAGAACCGGACUCUUACGGCGUAGUAAUGCAGAGUUGACCGUGUUUAGAAGCUGCUGGUUGUUCUUCAGAGCUCCAUCAUGUCCGGAGCGUUAGCCAGGCUGCUCUUCUACCCGACUCUGGCCUACAAUGUUGUCAUGGAGAAGGUUUCCUCCAGGAGGUGGUUCGACCGGGUGGACGAGACGGUCAUCCUGGGGGCGCUGCCGUUCAGGUCCAUGACCAAACAGCUGGUGGAGACAGAAAAUGUCCGGGGAGUUGUCACCAUGAAUGAAACGUAUGAAACCAAAUAUUUCUGCAACUCGGCCGAGGAGUGGCGAGAUGCAGGCGUGGAGCAGCUGAGGCUGAGCACCGUGGACCUGACCGGAGUCCCCACCCUGCAAAACCUCCAUCGGGGGGUGGAGUUCGCCCUGCAGCACAGACGGCAGGGGACCAGCGUCUACGUCCACUGCAAGGCUGGGCGUUCCCGCAGCGCCACGCUGGUCGCUGCGUACCUUAUCCGGCUCCACAGCUGGACUCCAGAGGAAGCCUGUCAGCGGCUGGCGUCCAUCAGGCCGCACAUCCUGGUGCGCUCGGCUCAGCUGGAGAUGCUCAGGAAAUACUACCAGGAUGUGUGUGGGGCUUCCAGCUGAGAGACCGGCCUGGCAGCGGGUCAGACAUUCACAUUCAGGAUGAAAACUGGGCUGAGAGAAGGUGUUGCUGUGGUUUUCACACAAUCUUAAAGCUAUCCAUUUUCACCUGUCCUUGUAUUCGUUUUGAAGUUUUGUGUGUUUUACAUGGAAAUUGUUUGUUUUUGCAAUUAAAAUUACAAUUCUGUUUUGUGACUCAUUCACUUUUUACUUUCAACUGAAAAGUGGAACAAUACUACGGAAAAUAGAAUUGGUCAUUCUUCGCAGACACUUCACACCCUGGAAAAGUUUCAUUUUAUCAUUAUAUUUGUUAAAGGAUAUAAAAAUAAAGCAGAUGAAAGCUAAUAAAUAUUUGUAACUAAAGUA
Molecule: messenger RNA, 1074 nt
Organism: Gambusia affinis (western mosquitofish)
Lineage: Eukaryota; Metazoa; Chordata; Actinopteri; Cyprinodontiformes; Poeciliidae
Gene: ptpmt1
Product: protein tyrosine phosphatase mitochondrial 1
Exons: 4
Coding region: 163-711 (182 amino acids)
Biological process (GO): protein dephosphorylation
Molecular function (GO): phosphatidylglycerophosphatase activity; phosphatidylinositol-4,5-bisphosphate 5-phosphatase activity; protein tyrosine/serine/threonine phosphatase activity
Source: RefSeq, a predicted model, not a curated record